ACAUUGAUACAUUCACAAAAAACUAACGGGAGCCAAGGAUAUCUUAUUUUUAACACAUUCACGUUACACCUUAUCAACUGCAGCAACCGCCGCCGGACAUGCUAACCACAGCUGAUCUAACGAGUCCUCAAGGCCACCGGCCGGCAGAUCGCAUCAUUGCUUUUUAGCUGCAUCCCAACUAACGCCCAUCACUUUCAUGGUGUCAUCGUUCAACGAUCAUGGUAACCUCUACGGGCAAUUAGCGCCUCCAGAGCUAGAUCCACACAGAAGGGUAGGCAAAGUUUUGGGUGGGGACUCCCGUAUAAAGAGAUGAUUUGAUACUCAAAAGUCUAACAUAUUCGUUUCUAACUCGAGUCAGACAGUGCCAAGUCAGCGCAGGAGACAAUCACUCCCACCCAUCUAGUCAAAAUGAAAGUGUUCUUCGCAGUAGUUCUUUUGGUGGCCGCCGUGUCAUGUGCCCCUCAGGAUCCGAACGCAACGCCGGUUCCGAUUGUGUCGCAGACCUCGAACCUGAACCCGGAUGGCAGUUUCCAGUAUUCCUACGAAUCGGGCAACGGCAUCAAGGUGGAAGACCAGGGUGAGCUGAAGGUCGUUGAAGUGCCCAAGGAAGACGGCACGGGAACCCAGCAGGCUCAGGUUUCGGUCCAGAAGGGAAGCUACUCGUACAACGCUCCCGAUGGAACGCCCAUUACGCUGCAGUGGACUGCCGAUGAGAAUGGAUUCCACGCCACUGGUGAUCAUUUGCCAGUUGCCCCGGUUGCGAACCCUUAGGAGGUAGUUUGGGGUUGAUUGAGAAGGGCGUGAUAAUUGGAAAUGAUAUUUUUAUGUUAUGUUUGAAUGCAAAUAAAACUGGAUGUUUCCUAAUAUGAUUAAGA
Messenger RNA from Aedes albopictus (Asian tiger mosquito), 875 nucleotides. RefSeq names its product endocuticle structural glycoprotein SgAbd-2. Gene Ontology annotation, molecular function: structural constituent of chitin-based larval cuticle. Gene Ontology annotation, cellular component: chitin-based extracellular matrix. The coding region runs from base 409 to 771 and encodes 120 amino acids. The record is from RefSeq and is a predicted model, not a curated record. NCBI's taxonomy places the organism in Eukaryota, Metazoa, Arthropoda, Insecta, Diptera, Culicidae. The transcript has a single exon.